This is a messenger RNA of Eutrema salsugineum, 498 nucleotides long. RefSeq lists its product as uncharacterized. Lineage: Eukaryota; Viridiplantae; Streptophyta; Magnoliopsida; Brassicales; Brassicaceae. The coding region runs from base 1 to 498 and encodes 165 amino acids. Gene Ontology annotation, molecular function: zinc ion binding. The transcript is spliced from 2 exons. The record is from RefSeq and is a predicted model, not a curated record.
AUGCCAAGUCUCGGCUCGUCGUCCAACUCGGAGAUUUCAAGCGGGAGCCCUCCACCCGAAUUGUACGAAGAUUCUCGAAUCCUGCGAUUCUGUUAUUGUCAUCGUAAACCAUUCAGCAAAUCUUCCCACACCGUUUUGGAUCCGGGAAGAAGAUUUUUCGCUUGCAAUAAGGAAUACAAUCCCAGAUGUCAUCUCUUCAAGUGGUGUGAUGAGGCGAUGCUAGAAGAGAUUGCAGAUGUUCGGCAUGAUUUGACCGAGAUGCAAGGCCGGAGUGGUUGGACUAGAACCAUGGACCGGAUUCACUCGACGGAGAUUUCCCAGCUACAGGAAUCGGUAAACAACCUGAAGGAGGAAAUGGUUAAGGCAAGGAGGUCUCAUGCUCUCCUUUAUGAGAUGGUGUGUGACUUGGUUUUGAACAAAAUGGAUAGGGAACUGGAACAGACGCGACGAAGUAAGAUAUUUAAGGAAGUUAAGGACAUGGUUGUUCUAUCUAUUUAA